GUUCACAAAGUUGAAGAGCCUUAACCUUUCCAAUAAUCAUUUAGGAGACUUCCCGUUGGCAGUUUGCAGUAUUCCAACCCUGACUGAACUCAAUGUGUCUUGUAAUGCCCUCAGAAGUGUUCCAGCAGCUUUAGGCGAUAUGCACAAUUUGCAGACAUUUUUGCUGGAUGGUAACUUUCUCCAGUCCCUUCCUGCUGAAUUGGAGAGUAUACAUCAGCUCAACUAUCUGAGUCUUUCCUUCAAUGAAUUCACUGACAUUCCAGGGGUACUAGAGAAGCUGACUGCCAUGGAUAAACUUUGUAUGUCUGGAAACUGUAUGGAGACCCUCAACCUACAGACAUUAAGAAGAAUGCCUCAUAUCAAACAUGUGGAUCUGAGAUUGAAUGUAAUUAGGAGGCUGGUGCCGGAUGAAGUAGACUUCCUGCAUCAUGUGACACAAUUAGACCUACGAGACAAUAAACUCUGCGAACUAGAUGCAACAGUUUUUAACAACACUGAAGUGCUGCACUGUGAACGAAACCAGCUGGUGACCCUCAAAAUCAGUGGAUAUUUUCUCAAAGCUCUUUAUGCCUUUUCAAAUGAACUUGUUCAUCUUGAUGUGUAUCCAGUCCCAAAUCAUCUGACAUCUAUGGAUAUUUCUAGAAACCACCUGGAAAGCCUGCCUGAGUGGGUAUGUGACAGCAGAAAACUAGAAGUGUUGGAUGUUGGCCACAAUCAGCUAUGUGAACUGCCUGCCCGGUUGUUUUGCAAUAGCAGUUUGCGUAAGCUGCUGGCAGGACAUAACCAAUUAGGAAGACUACCAGAGAGGUUUGAACGAACGCAACUAGAAGUCCUGGAUGUGCAACACAACCAGCUCCUUGAGCUGCCAUCGAACCUUCUUCUGAAAGCUGACAGCUUGAGAAACUUGAAUGUGUCUGCCAACAAACUAGAAGCACUUCCUCCGGCCACCCUUUCUGAAGAGACCAACAGCAUCUUACAAGAACUUUAUUUGACCAAUAACAACCUCACAGAUAAAUGUGUGGCCUUGUUAACGGGCCACCCACAUCUGAAGAUCCUGCAUAUGGCCUACAAUCGAUUACAGAGCUUUCCUGCGAGUAAAAUGGCCAAGCUUGAGGAAUUGGAAGAAAUUGAUAUUAGUGGGAACAAAUUGAAAGCCAUUCCAACAACCAUUAUGAACUGUAGACGUAUGCAUACUGUGAUUGCUCACUCCAACUGCAUUGAAGUCUUCCCAGAAGUCAUGCAACUUGUUGAAAUAAAGUGUGUGGACCUGAGCUGCAAUGAACUGAGUGAAAUCACGUUACCUGAAAACCUGCCUCCAAAACUACAGGAACUAGACCUGACCGGAAACCCCAGACUAGUCCUGGAUCACAAAACCCUAGAGUUGCUGAAUAACAUUCGUUGUUUCAAGAUUGACCAACCAUCAGCUGGUGAUGCUUCAGGAGCCCCAGCAGUGUGGAGUCAUGGUUAUACUGAAGCUUCGGGAGUUAAGAACAAACUGUGUGUGGCAGCUCUUUCAGCCAAUAAUUUCUGUGACAACAGAGAGGCCCUGUAUGGAGUCUUUGAUGGUGAUCGCAACGUGGAAGUGCCCUACCUUCUGCAGUGUACAAUGAGUGAUAUCUUGGCAGAAGAGCUACAAAAAACAAAGAUUGAAGAGGAAUACAUGAUCAACACUUUCAUCGUUAUGCAGAGGUUAACCCCAGAUCUUUUAAUUUUUGUCAUAUUCCUCCAUAUACUGAUCAGUCAGCGUAUUUGCUUCUAUCCCAGAGCUGUUUUUUCCACUGUUUUCUAAAUGAUUUUGUUUGCUAGCUUGUUACUUCACAUUCUUAAUUGUUUGUUUUUUUUUAAUUGUGACCUGUUGUUGUACACAUGUCCUAAAAUGUUCAUGACCAAGGAAUGAAUAGUUUCUCUUUUCCGAGAUGUGCUUAAUUUCUUUAAAAGUCUCAUUGUUCAGAAUUGCUUAUAUUUAAAAUAGUGAUGUGACUUUUCUUUCCGGAGACUGAUCAUCUUUAAACAUCCCCCCUCCUACAACUUGCAAAGCUCGGCAUGUUUCAGCCUGUCCCUCUGCACCAGUUCAGAUGAUCAUAAACAUCAAAACUGUUGUUGAGGAUAUCCAUUCUAACGGUUUAACUGGAUAUUUUCAACCGUAAAAUUGAAUUCUUUGAGCCAGGCAUAAAGAGAUGGUGCUAGAAGUAUGAUGUAGUAAGUAUUUUUGGUUAUUUGAAAACCAGUGUAUGCUGCUGUUGACAGUAUAAGAGACUGUGCCUUGGAGAAUAGAGUUGAAUGAAGAGGAUCAGACAAAAGGGAAGGAAGAGGUAGGGAAAGCAAAGGAGAGGACAUGCAAAUAGGCUUGACUACACGGCCUCACAGUGUGGACUGCGGAGGUGUGAAUUGCUGUGUAUGGUAAAGGACUGUGUAAAUAUGAACUAGGCCCCUUCUAGUUUGUGCUAGCAAGGUCUACACUGGGCAGUUACAGUGCAACUCUUCCGUGCACGCUAUGACCUCCAUAGCCCGCACUGCAGGGCUAUGGAUUCCUAUGCAUUAGGGCUUC
This is a messenger RNA of Chelonoidis abingdonii (Abingdon island giant tortoise), 2548 nucleotides long. The record is from RefSeq and is a predicted model, not a curated record. Lineage: Eukaryota; Metazoa; Chordata; Testudines; Testudinidae.